Molecule: messenger RNA, 910 nt
Organism: Nezara viridula (southern green stink bug)
Lineage: Eukaryota; Metazoa; Arthropoda; Insecta; Hemiptera; Pentatomidae
Source: the annotation of a GenBank genome assembly
ACUGUCUUGAAACAUAUUUCUUACAAAUUCAUAUAUCAAAUCAUCUGAUUUAGGUUAAGCAUACAAGUUAGAUUAAAUUGUUGGGGUAUAUUAUUUGUUCGAAAACGAACAUCGGAAAUGAGUGCAGUACCACCAGCAUCAGAAUACAGAAGAAAUUUCAGUUGGAAGCUUAGUGAUGGAUACACCAGAAGUUGUCCUUCUGAGCAAUACAAACCUACGAACAUUUUGUAUCGACCGAACUCCUUGGAUUUCAUCAAUGCCUCUUCCAAAAUAGAUCAUAAAACUAUAGCGAAACAGUAUAUGAAGUUAAAUCCUCAAUUGAAUGCCAGUUGUAAUCGUGAUGAAACAAAAUCAGAUUAUGAGUUUAAUUUGAGUACUUACAAGGAUACGUUCAGAAAAAAUGCCAAACACCCCUCAAUGACUGAUUACAUAAAGAUAGCAAACAAUGUUACUGAUGACCACUUUCCUGAUUCGGUAAAAUAUUUCUAUGACCCUGAAGAAUUUGAGGAAUCUAAUAAUUCUUCAAAGAACGCCAGUAGUUUGAAAACGGUCAAUGUUCGAUUUCCUAAAAGUACAGAUAGAAUUCUAAAAGAUGAAGAUGAGGAAAAUAACAAGAUGGUACCGAAGAAAUCGAUGGAUCCUAGUUUACCACCAAAAAUAACAGAUUUGGGAGCAUUCUGUUACAGAAAUGACGUAUCUCUCGAGAUUAUGCCAAAACACGAUUCUCUACAGGAAUACAUUGAAGAAACCCAAAAAAGAAUCAAGAAUGCAGUUAUACGAAACGAAUACGAGCAGACAGCUAUCAAAAAGCCGGAGAGAAAACUAAAGCGAUACAUUGACUUACGCGUUUACUAAAACUUGAGAUCUCACUUUUGUAACAAUACUCAAAAUAUAGUUCCUUAGAUAAAAG